Carya illinoinensis is the source of this 3075-nucleotide messenger RNA. RefSeq lists its product as uncharacterized. The coding region runs from base 580 to 2769 and encodes 729 amino acids. Lineage: Eukaryota; Viridiplantae; Streptophyta; Magnoliopsida; Fagales; Juglandaceae. Gene Ontology annotation, molecular function: protein binding. The transcript is spliced from 6 exons. The record is from RefSeq and is a predicted model, not a curated record.
CCAAAGAACUUAGAGGGAGAGUGGUCAAACUCGCUUUGCAGAUAGAUGUCUAUAAAACGCAUGAUGAUAAUGCCAAUGCGAGACUAGCUCAACGUUUUCCAAAGAACUUAGAGGGAGAGAGGUGAAGAUGGUGAGGAGAGAUUUGCAAAUUGAGAUAGAGGCUAAGAGAAAUUUAAUUCGUCUUUAUAACAUUUUGUCUCUAGAAAUUAAAUCUCUUGGAAUGUUUAGGACUGUUAUGUAAAAGAACUUUUUGUAAAAGCGUAUAAAUCCAAAUACCCAUUUAAUUUGGAUUUAACCCAAACCUUUAUUUACUAACAUCAUGCAUGUGUUUCAAGCACAUGGAGAAAAAGGCUCAAAAUAAAAAGACGACCUGACUUUUAUUUUAUACUUGUCGUGCAUGUGGCUGUCAUUGAUAAUUAGUUAAGCAAAGUAGAUACCGUUUCCGGAUCCAACUCUAUUUGCAGAUAGACGUCUAUAAAUCGCAUGCAAGCAUGAUAAUGCCAGUGCGAGACUAGCUCAACCAUUUCCGAAGAACUUUGAGAGAGAGAGAGAGAGAGAGAGAGAGAGAGAGAGGUGUUGAUGAUGGGAACAGAUUUGCAGAUUGAGACAGAGGUAGAGAAAGAUAAUGAAAGGAUUGUCCAUUCUGAGCAGAGGAAGCCUUACCGGGCCUUCCUGGACGAAGACUGGGAUGCCAUGAAGAAAUUCUACGAGAAAAAUCCCCAACUGAUCUUUAAACCUCUGACAAUGGAGGGGGACACUGCUUUUCAUAUUGCGGCAUAUAGUAAAGAAACAGAACUGCUUCGAUGUUUCCUUGGUCUUGUACCUAACUCCAGGCAGUCGGAAGUGGCCUUGUCUAAGAAUUGUCACGGUAACACUACGCUUCACGAGGUAGCCUCCACGGACAACAUUGAAGCAGCAGAGCUCUUGAUUAGUAAACUCCAAAUGACCGAUGAUCGAGAAAGUACAGCCCGUGGAAACAAUCAGGCCACCCUGAAAGAGCUACUGGAGGAUCGGAACCAACUUGGUGAAACUCCUCUGUAUAGGUCUGCUGCCCUUGGAAAGUCCAAAAUGCUCAAGUUUUUGGCUAAAAGAGUUGGGAAUAUAAAGGAUCACUACCAAAGGAAUGACUGCGUCUCCAUUCUCCAUAUCGCUGUCAUUGGCCAACACUUUGAUACCGCUGUUUGGUUGCUAGAAAAGGACAAAGAACUUGGAAAAAGAAUGACAGAGGCUGGCAUUACUUGUCUUCAUAUACUAGCGAAAAUGCCACUUGCUUUCAUGAGUUCGGUCCGCAAGUACCACUCCAUCAAGAAGGUCCGCGAGUACCACUUCAUCAAGACUCUCCUCUAUCAUUGUCUUCCUGACCAUCUAUAUGAUCAUGACGACGAGGAUGAGGAUGAUAAAGAUGAUGGUAGCGAUUUGGAUUGCGGCCUAAGCAGCAAAAGCCCUCGCAUACCAAAAACACAUCCAUCAGCAAUUUCAAGAAUAUAUAAUACUUUGUGGAGAACUGCAGCCAAAGAAUGGCCAUCCAUCGAAAAAGUCUGGAAGUCUAAAAGAAUUCACAAAUCAGCUCUAGAACUCACAAAAUUGCUAGUGCAAAUGGAUACUACGUGGGAAAAGAGUUUUAUAGUAGACGACAGGACGCUUUCCUUGGGGAGUAUGGAUAGCUUGGAUGAUGUUUUUAUUGAUGUUGGAGGAGGAGGAAAAUCAAGCACCAGCAGUACUACAGCUACUGUUGGAGAAGGUAAAUCAUCAGGAUCUGGAUCAGAACAGGAAGCUUACACCCCAUUGCUGAUUGCAGCCGCUGAAGGAAUAGUUGAAAUAGUGGACGAGAUACUACAAGAGCAUCCUCAAGCAAUUGAGCACUUGAGUAAGGAUGAGGAAAACAUAUUGCACGUGGCUAUUAGCCACCGUCAACUAGAAGUCUUUCAGAAUCUAAAGAAGAUGGACGUAAUUCUUAAAAGUAGGUUGGUCUCGAGGAUCAAUGUGCGAGGCUACACCAUAUUGCAUCAGGUCGCUGACAUUAAAAACAGUCGUGAAGAAAACGAAACAGCUGGCGGCGGUGGCCCUGCUUUCAAAUUGAGGGAUGAGUUGAAAUGGUUGGAGCGAGUGGAAAAGAUAAUGCCGCCCCAUUAUAGCUUGCACCGAGACAAAGACGGUUGGACUGCAAAGGAGCGCUUCAGAGAGCAACACGCUCCGCUUCUCAAGGAAGCAAAAACGUGGCUAAAGGAUACCACUGGAUCGUGCUCAACCGUCGCCGUCCUCGUCGCCGGUGUUGUUUUCGCAGCUGCCUACUCCGUUCCAGGAGGUACCAACGCAUCCGGCGUCCCGAGAAUGCUUCACUCUCCCAUCUUCAUGGCCUUCACCAUCACGGAUAUUAUCGCUCUUGCGAGCUCCUUAACUUCCGUCGUCAUGUUCCUCACGAUCACUUCAUCUCCACUUGAACAAGACUAUUUCCUCGAGGAUAUCCCUCAGAAGCUGAUGAUCGGCUUCAGUUUUCUCUUCUUCUCCACGAUACUGUCAAUGAUUUCCUUCUCUUCGAGUCUUCUAAUCAUACUUCGUUUUGAUCAGAUGAGAUCUUGGACUCUGACUGGGACUUAUGCUGUUACACUCCUUCCUGUUUGCCUGUUUGGGUUUUUUCAGUUACCCUUGUUCACUUGGUUCACCAGAAGGACUUUGCACUACCUUCACAAGAGAAUAACGAAGAAGUUUCUUCCCCAGGCAUUCCUUCCACGUAAAUUCCUCAAGAAAGGCAAGCCAAAGUCCUAUUGAGACAGCGUGUGUGUGUGUGUAUUUAUAUAUGCACGAUGAGAGUACUUUUCUGAAGAAGCAAGAGCAUUGACAUUAAUAAGUACUGAUCCUUGAUCCUUUUCAGGAUGGCCUGGAUGGCAGGGUUUCUUUCUCUUUUUUAUUGUUUUGGAUUUUGAUCAUAAAAUAAUGGUGUGUUUUCAGAUUACAUGAUAUACAUGAUGAAUAAGAUCAUGUAAGAUAUAGACGUGAAAUCACAUUCUGCAUGUAUGAGUUAGCUUAAUUUAUAUAUAAUGAAAUAUAUAACAAGACCAUGUUGUUUCCAACUAA